Messenger RNA from Ruditapes philippinarum (Manila clam), 2188 nucleotides. RefSeq lists its product as uncharacterized. Gene Ontology annotation, biological process: signal transduction. The annotation marks the transcript as partial. NCBI's taxonomy places the organism in Eukaryota, Metazoa, Mollusca, Bivalvia, Venerida, Veneridae. The transcript is spliced from 2 exons. The record is from RefSeq and is a predicted model, not a curated record. Gene Ontology annotation, molecular function: protein binding.
AUGUUUCACGUCUUACUUUUCCAAAUAGACGAGGAGCGUGAUAUUGGAAAUAACCCUUUACACAUUAAGUUUUAUCAAAGUGUACUCUCUAGAGGUUUUGAAACAGAUAACAGUGUAAGGGUGAACGUAGUUGGAAACUUUGCACAAGGGAAAACCUCCUUAACACAAUCACUUAUUGGAAAGACGUGUCGGACUGUUCAAAGUACAAAUGGAGUAGACAUAAAUCACUGCAAAUAUUUUGAAGUAAAUGGUGAUGUGAUGUUAUUCCAAACAACAACGCCACAUGAUAUGGACAUUAUCGGUCGCAUUGCUGAAGUCGCUAAGAAUGAGGAGCCAACAGAGAAUACUGGACGUUCUUUAGAACGCGCAUCACAGUCUGAAAAUAAAGAAGUUAUUGACAGUGCAUCACGAAUUUUGUAUAGAAAAACACAAGCGGAAAGCACGGAUAAUACUAGAAAAAAUACAAAAUCGUCUUUGACACCAGAAGAAGCACAGAAAUUUUUGACUCUCCUGACAUCUAGACAAUUUGCGCGCGGUGUAGAUGGAAAUUUUGAUAUAUGGGAUUUUGGUGGCCAGUUUGUCUUCUAUGCUACUCACACCAUAUUCCACAGCAAUCGUGCUGUGUAUUUAUUGGUUUUUGACUUAUCAAAACCAUUGUCGAUGGUCGUAUUAGAUACUGAAUAUCCUAUGGAAACAGAUUUUGUUGUCAAUAGCACUGAUCCCGACGAUAAGGAAAUUAAAGAACUGCGAAAGGCAAUAAUACAUAUUAGAGAACAUUCUAAACUCAAAGUUCCUGCAAGAUGGAUUGCUCUUGAAAAAGAAUUAGUACAGAUAAGAUACAAGAAGAUAAUUCCAUUUAGCAAAGUGGUUGAAAUCGAUUCACAAAAUGACUUUCCGCUAAAGGAAGAAGAAGAAAUCAAGUUGUUCCUACUAUAUCACCAUAGGAAAGGCACAUUGUUUUUCUUUGACGAAGAACCAAUAUCACGAUACGUUGUACUUGAUACACAAUUUCUCAUUGAUGCGUUCAGGUGUAUUGUGACAUCAGAGAGAUUUUUCAGAAAAGAACCACAAUAUCGCAGCCUUUGGAAGCUUUUACAAAACGAAGCAAAACUGACAAAAGAGCUAAUUGAGAAAUGUUUUGAUUCCAAUAGUGAGUUAUCCAAAUUUAAGAAUGAAAUUUUGAUGUUUAUGCAGAGGCAUUAUAUUAUAUCUGAAGUUUCAGGUUUCGACGAGAAAACUGGGAAAUGUCAUCCUCUCGGAUGGUAUAUUGUCCCUAUUUUUCUACGGAACCACAGUGAUAACAAGACACUUAAAGAGUUCCUUACAGGAAAGAAGCAGACAUCGUUAAGGUUUCUGAUGGCAUUUCAAUACUCCCCUGUUGUACAAAUUGUAUACUGUCGUCUUAUUGCCGCUAUGGUAGCAAGGUGGCCAGUUGUCCAAAUAGGAGUAUCAAAACAAAGAAAGGAAUUCAUGCUGUAUGAAAAUUUAGGAAUCUUUAGAUUGGACAGCCAAAAUGCUGGAGCUGUUGAACUACAACAGAACAGAAUUGGGAUGCGUGUCAUUAGCCUUUGCACAUCUCGAAAUGUUAACAACAUUACAGCAGACAAGUUCAGACGCUUUGCAGAGUCAGUGGUCAUCAGUGAAUUCAAUAAACUGCGGGAUUCAUCCACACUUCAAGGUAAGCCGUUCCAGACAUGUUUUAGCUGCAACAAUGAAAGUCAUGGUCUAAAUGGAAGUCAGGAAAUCUUGCAUUUGGAAAACCUUAAAGGUAAAAGCAUUGAACCCUGCCUUGAUAUGCCACUCAAUCACGAAAUACACGCUCAGCAGGCACUUUCCGAAUGGUUUGAAGAAAUUUCUACGAUAGGGCUUACAGACGACUGUCAGUUUAAUGAGAAACAAUUGAGCAAAAUAGCACAAUCAAUUGGUAGUAACUGGGAACUCCUUGGAAGUGAACUUGGUUUGAGCAUUGCCGAAAUCAAUCAAAUAUCAAUGGACCAUGACACUUGCAGUGUCAGGAUCUACAAAAUGUUGUUGAAAUGGAAAGAUAAGCAGCAAGAAAAUGCCACAGUCAAUACUCUUUUACAAGCUAUGAAAUCAACGAAGUCACUUAUCAUUGAAUGGGAUGAAGUGAUGAACAUUGUUGAGCAAAUUGCAUCUACACAAGAUAAACAAUCACAUAUCUCUGAAU